AUGAGAGACCUAUGUAGUAUGAAAGGUCCAUCGCAUAAACACAUUAAUCUCGCAUAAACAGAGAGAUUUCUUUCUUUAAUCUUCAUCAAUGACGACGCUAAAAGUAACCAAGAUCUCUCAAGUCAACCCAGCAACAAACUCAUCUCACGACACAAUCAACUCUCUGGUUCUCCCACUCACCUUCUUCGACUUACGUUGGUUAAAGUUCCAUCCCACCGAGAGAGUCAUCUUCUAUAAACUCGAUAAAGACUCAUCAUCACGUGACUCUUUCCACUCUGUAAUCCUCCCCAAGCUUGAGCUCUCUCUCUCCACCGUCCUCCGUCACUACCUCCCCCUCGCAGGUCGCCUGAAAUGGGACCCACAAGAUCCAAAACCACACAUCCUCGUCCUCCCAAACGACUCUGUCAAGUUGAUAGUUGCGGAGAGCGAGGCUAACUUCUCCAUUAUCUCCGGGAAAGGUCUACGUCCCGAGACGGAGAUACGUUCUUUGGUGCCCGAGUUUCCGGUGGGUUGUGACUCGCCCUCUGUUCUUGCUCUGCAAGUUACAUUGUUCCCGAACCAAGGGUUUUGCAUCGGUGUAGCAGCUCAUCAUUCUGUUAUGGACGGUAAAACUGUGGUUAAGUUUAUUAAAUCAUGGGCUCAUAUAUGUAACCAUGAAACAAUGUCAUUACCGGAGAACUUAACUGCGUUUCUAGACCGUUCAGUCAUCAACGUUCCCGCUAGUCUCGAUGCCAAAAUCUUGGACAUCUUGUUGUAUUUCUCCGAGGAGAAAGACGACUUGAGAUCACUGAAGCUGCCUCCUAUGGAGAAGAUCAACCCUGAUUUAGUGCGGAUCACACUAGAGUUGACUCCGGAGAACAUCGACAAACUGAGAGAGCGAGCCGAGAAAGAGUCGACUCGCUCUCAUCUUGAACUUCACUUGUCAACGUUUGUUGUCGCCAACGCUUAUUUGUGGACUUGCUUGGUGAAGACGCGUGGUGGCGAGGUGGAUAGACCAGUACGUUUUAUGUACGCAGCUGAUUUCAGGAACCGGCUGGAUAAGCCGGUUCCUGAAACUUACUUCGGGAACUGCGUGUUCCCGAUGGGUUGCUAUGGAUACAAAGCGGGGUUGUUUUUGGGAGAAGAUGGAUUUGUCAACAGCGUCGAGAUUAUAGGUGAUUCGGUUAAAGGUAUUGCGUCACAAAAUAUUGAAGCACUUUGCGAGUUUUACGUAGAUGGGACGAAGAAGGUGAAGCCUGGUACCCAGUCUGGGUCCGUUGCUGGGUCGAACCGGUUUGGGCUAUACACGUCGGAUUUUGGGUGGGGAAAACCGGUUAAUAGUGAGAUUGUGUCUAUUGACCGGAACGAGGCGUUUUCUAUGUCUGAGAGGAGGGAAGGGGAAGGUGGUGUGGAGAUUGGUCUGUGUUUGGAGAAAUCUGAAAUGGAUUUAUUUAUUUCUCUGUUUCAAAAUGGUUUGCAAGAUUAAAACACUUUUACUUUUGGCGUGGAGAUUAGUCUUUUAAGACAUGUGAGGUUUGAUGCAAAAGAAGACAUGUCAGAUCAAUUUAUUUAUUUCUCUUAUGCCAAAUUGUCUUGUUUUUGGCGUUUGAUUAUCGGUUCAGGGCACUUCAUCUCAAUGGGAAAAUCUAUUUCGAC
Molecule: messenger RNA, 1635 nt
Organism: Eruca vesicaria subsp. sativa (arugula)
Lineage: Eukaryota; Viridiplantae; Streptophyta; Magnoliopsida; Brassicales; Brassicaceae
Source: the annotation of a GenBank genome assembly